CGCCGCCCUGGCCCUCCUCCCAUGCCGGCCGCCGGGUUCGUCUCGGUUGGACUCCCCACUCCCUCCCAUUCCCCGCAAGAGAAAAAACAUUAAAAAAAACACACACCACAGCGCGGAGAGGAAAUUCGCCUGGGGAGGGUACCUCGCCGCCCGCGUCCGUCAAAGGCGGCGGCUGCGGCGGAGACGAUCCUGCGCCGGGAUCAGGCCGCGCCGUCGAUCCGCUCCGCCCGUACCCAGGUUGUGGCUAAGGUUUGCGAAAGAUGGGUACCUCUUCCGAUGCGAAUUUCCACCAGCAACCGCCGACCCAGGGGAUGCUGCCACCUAGGCAUGGUCCACGGCCCUCGGGGCUGCAGACCUCGCUCUCACUGGCCUCAACGGAGCAGGUUGGCUCGCCGGACAUGCAGGAGCCCGGCUCAAACUCUGAUCAGGGGCAUGACUCCGCCACCGAGAGCGCCAGUUCCAGGGAUACAUGGCCCGUGGAGCCGAACCAGAGCAAUGGUGCUGCUGCUGGUGGUGUUGUGAAUAAGGUGGACAAGGAGAAGGAAGUGGCGAAUGGUAUCUCCAAGUUGCAGGUUGUCCGCGGAGCCUCCCGUGUUGGCAGGAUGCUGCUACGGGAGGUUGCACAGGAGGGGGUUGACCUGGUUGCCGAGAAAAUGAAGGUGAUGCUGGAGGAGCACUUGGAGGAGAUCAAGAAUGAGCUCAGGUUGAUUUUGGAGGGCACCGGGGGUUCUCACCACAUCGAAGAGUUCUUGUACCUGCAGAAGCUUAUCCAGGACAGGGGUGAUUUGACACCAACCAUGCUUUCAAUGGCGCACCAUGUGCAGCUGGAGAUCCUUGUUGCAAUCAAGACUGGAAUACAGGCCUUCUUGCACCCAAGCGUUACCAUUCCCCAGAGUCGCCUAGUGGAGGUCUUCUUGUACAAGAGGUGCCGGAACAUUGCUUGCCAGAGUGCUCUCCCUGCUGAGGAAUGCAGAUGCAACAUAUGUGCUAACAGGAAUGGUUUUUGCAACCUCUGCAUGUGUGUCAUUUGUAACAAGUUUGAUUUUGAGGUCAACACAUGCCGCUGGAUUGGGUGUGAUUUCUGCUCUCAUUGGACGCAUACGGAUUGUGCAAUUCAAAAUGGCCAGAUUGGAAUGGGACAAUCAGUGAAGAGCAGCACUGGCCAUGCUGAGAUGCUUUUUAGGUGCCGGGCUUGUCAGAGGGCCUCGGAGUUGCUGGGUUGGGUUAAGGAUGUCUUCCAACAAUGCGCUCCUGGUUGGGAUAGGGAUGCUUUGUUACGGGAGCUUGAGUUUGUUUAUAAGAUAUUCCGUUUAAGUGAAGAGCCAAAAGGGAGGGUGUUGUUCAGGAAAUGUACAGAAUUGAUUGAAAGGUUAAGGAACACUCCUGAUUCCAUCAAUCCUAGGAUGAUACUACAGGCACUUCAAGAGCUUGAGAUGGAUUGCCCAAAGAACUCCGAAAAUGAAGAUCCAGGGCGCCUGAUCACUCCCCAGGAGGCCUGUAAUCGCAUCGCAGAGGUAGUCCAAGAAGCUGUAAGGAAGAUGGAGCUUGUCGCCGAAGAGAAAAUGCGACUCUACAAAAAGGCUCGCCUUGCUGUAGAGGCCUGCGACCGGGAGCUGGAGGAGAAGGUCAGGGAAGCGCAGGAGCUCAAGGCCGAGCGGCUGCGCAAGAAGCAGCAGGUGGAGGAGCUUGAGAGCAUUGUCCGGUUGAAGCAGGCUGAGGCCGAGAUGUUCCAGCUCAAGGCGAGCGAGGCCCGCCAGGAGGCCGAGAGGCUCCAGAGCAUUGCCCUUGCCAAGUCCGAGAGGGCCGAGCAGGACUACGCCAGCAUGUACCUCAAGCGCCGCCUGGAGGAAGCCGAGGCGGAGAAGCAGUUCCUCUUUGAGAAGAUAAAGCUCCAGGAGAACCAGAGGCCUCCACAAGCGAGCAGCAGCAGGGCUGGUGAUCCCCCACAGACGCUGAUGCUCUCCAAGAUCCAGGACCUCCUCAAGAACGUCCGUAGCAUGCCGAUGAAGUCAGAGGGGCAUUAGUCAAAAUAAGAGCGGCAGUGCUGCUCACUUUAAGUGUGAUGUUGUGCUGAUGCAUGCUGAUUUCUUCAAUGUAAAGUAUCAGCAGAGGUAUAAUGGUCGUACCCUGAGAAAGUUUAAUCUCUUUCAGCUGUUGUCACAAUGUCAUUAGGUCUGUUGGUGCUUGUGAUGUGCCCUUGUAGGCUACCCAUGUUAACUCGGUUGUUGCAUCUGAGCAUAGUAUGCUUCGCUCCUGUUAAUGUUAAAUUUAGCAGAUACGAAACAGCUGAUGCAAACAGUUAUGGUUCUAUAUAUAUACACUUUCCUAGACCAAACAUAUGUAAUGUAUGGUCUUGUU
Messenger RNA from Phragmites australis (common reed), 2358 nucleotides. RefSeq names its product OBERON-like protein. The transcript is spliced from 3 exons. Gene Ontology annotation, cellular component: nucleus. The record is from RefSeq and is a predicted model, not a curated record. Lineage: Eukaryota; Viridiplantae; Streptophyta; Magnoliopsida; Poales; Poaceae. Bases 261 to 2024 code for a protein of 587 amino acids.